This is a messenger RNA of Spea bombifrons (plains spadefoot toad), 730 nucleotides long. It is a transcript of the gene EFCAB2, whose product is annotated as EF-hand calcium binding domain 2. The transcript has 8 exons. The coding region runs from base 126 to 611 and encodes 161 amino acids. The record is from RefSeq and is a predicted model, not a curated record. NCBI's taxonomy places the organism in Eukaryota, Metazoa, Chordata, Amphibia, Anura, Pelobatidae. Gene Ontology annotation, molecular function: calcium ion binding.
CGCGGUAUAACGUUCCACGCCAUUUUCUAUGUAGGUGAAAUGUGAUAUUUGCCAAUUCAAAGAUGGCGAAAGGGACGUCCUCUGACGCGAACGUCUGGUCUCCAUGGUAACCGGGGACAACAGCCAUGGCGGAGGAGAAAGAUGCUGCUGAGGCACUCGUCACAGAUUUGCAAAAGAAAAUCACAGAUGCUUUUGAUGUUUUUGAUCAUGAAAGCAACAAAACUGUAGAUGUCCGAGAGAUCGGGACAAUUAUACGAUCGCUAGGGUGUUGCCCAACCGAAGGGGAACUCCAUGAAAUGCUGGCUGAGAUGGAGGAAGAAGAGCCUACGGGGUACAUCCGAUUUGAUAAAUUCCUCCCAACGAUGACUAAAGUAUUACUAGAAAGAAGGUACCGACCAAUUUCCGAUGACAUUAUUCUUAGAGCAUUUGAGGUUUUAGAUGAAAAUAAAAAAGGAUACCUAACAAGAGAUGAGCUUGUCAAGUAUAUGACUGAAGAAGGUGAACCAUUCACACAAGAAGAGAUGGAGGAGAUGAUCUCAGCCGCUGUGGACCCAGACAAGAAUAUUGUCCCUUAUAAGGAUUAUGCUGCAAUGAUGGUCAUAGAUGACUGACCAACAUUGAAGCUGGUUGGGACCUCUAAUAAAAGAGGCCGUAUUGCACUAGGGCAGGGGCCUGUUUUUGUUUAUUUGUUCAGAUAUGUCAUAUUAAAUUAUACCCCAUGUAUUUAAAA